Thelazia callipaeda (thelaziosis nematode) is the source of this 966-nucleotide messenger RNA. The record is from the annotation of a GenBank genome assembly. Lineage: Eukaryota; Metazoa; Nematoda; Chromadorea; Rhabditida; Thelaziidae.
AUGAUAAUUGAUGCAAAAUUUGUAGAAGAAAUAACUGGUAAAGCGGUUAUCUUGGCUACCGGUGGUUUUAGCUGUGAUCAUUCUGCAGAAGGUUCAUUGCUUCAAGAAUUUGCUCCAGAAAAAAUCAAUUUCCCUACAACGAAUGGUCCAUGGGCUACCGGAAGAGGAGUUAAAAUGGCUCGUGCUAUGGGUGCAGCUUUGGUAGGAAUGCAAAAUGUGCAGAUUCAUCCUACAGCGUUUGUGGACCCUAAGAAUUCAACCGCUAAAACGAAAUUUCUUGCUGCUGAAGCUCUGAGAGGAAAGGGUGCCAUUCUGUUAAACGAUAAAGGAGAACGAUUUGUAAAUGAGCUUGGACGUCGCGAUUAUGUCACCGAUAAAAUACUAAGGAUUUGUCCCAAAAAUAAAGAAGCUGGAGAUAUCCAUACUGCAUUUAUGCUUAUGGAUAGUCAGUCAGUGGAUGAUUUUGGUCGCGCUUCGUUUGGUUUUUACAAAUUCAAAGGUUUCUUUCAGGAGUUCAGUACUUUGGAUCAAGUAGCAAAUUACAUGAAAGUCGACUUGUCAAAACUUCAAAAAACAUUAAGCGACUAUAACAAACAUUUUUAUUCACAGUCUUCUAGUGUUGAUGAAUUUGGAAAAAGGGUUUUUCCUUCUGCAUUGGAGCACCCACCAUAUUAUGUUGCUGUCAUCACUCCAGCAAUUCAUUACACUAUGGGAGGAGUGAAAAUUGAUAAAGAUGUGCGUUUUAAGAACUUUAGAGCAAAUGCAGUUGUGUAUAACGAAUUUUCUGGCAAACCUUUCAAAGGUUUGUUGGCUGCCGGCGAAGUUACAGGAGGUGUUCAUGGCCGUAACAGGCUAGCUGGUAAUUCACUCCUUGAAUGUGUCGUUUAUGGACGUAUUGCUGGUUUCAACGCUGCAAACAUACAUUAUUCGUCUUCUGAUGCUACACUAAGACGCAGUGAUUUAUAA